Molecule: messenger RNA, 945 nt
Organism: Condylura cristata (star-nosed mole)
Lineage: Eukaryota; Metazoa; Chordata; Mammalia; Eulipotyphla; Talpidae
Gene: MMEL1
Product: membrane metallo-endopeptidase-like 1
Exons: 9
Coding region: 1-945 (314 amino acids)
Biological process (GO): protein processing
Cellular component (GO): plasma membrane
Molecular function (GO): metalloendopeptidase activity
Source: RefSeq, a predicted model, not a curated record
AUGGCCCGCGCGGAAAGCGAGCCCGGCCAGGGAACGGGCACUGCCAACUCCAGCGACCAGCUGCACCUCGCACCGCCGGCUGGCAAGGGGGGCUUCAACUGGACGCUGUUCAUCCAGUCCGUGCUGGCCUCCGUCAAAAUCGAGCUGCUGCCCCGGGAGGAGGUGGUGGUCUACGGCAUCCCCUACCUGCAGAACCUCGAGAGCAUCAUCGACCUCUACCCCUCCAGGACGCUGCAGAACUACCUGGUGUGGCGCCUGGUGCUGGACCGCAUCGGCAGCCUGAGCCAGCGCUUCAAGGACGCCCGCGCCGGCUACCGCAAGCUGACUGGCCCUCACCCCAGCUGGAUCAUCGGGGCCGCCGUGGUGAACGCCUUCUACUCCCCGAACAGAAACCAGAUCGUGUUUCCCGCCGGGAUCCUCCAGCCCCCCUUCUUCAGCAAGGAGCAGCCACAGGCCUUGAACUUCGGGGGCAUCGGGAUGGUGAUUGGCCACGAGAUCACCCACGGCUUUGACGACAAUGGCCGGAACUUCGACAAGGACGGCAACAUGCUGGACUGGUGGAGCAACUUCUCGGCCCGGCACUUCCGGAGGCAGUCGGAGUGCAUGGUCUACCAGUACGGGAACUUCUCCUGGGCCCUGGCGGACGACCAGAAUAUUACGGCGCUCCACGCCGCGGGGCCCGGGCCCCCACCAGGGCUGCCCCCAGCACGCUCGCGCCCGCAGGCUUAUCUCAAGUGGACGGCCGAGGGCGGCAAGGACCAGCAGCUGCCGGGGCUGGAGCUCACCUACGACCAGCUGUUCUUCAUCAACUACGCCCAGGUGUGGUGCGGGUCCUACCGGCCCGAGUUCGCCGUCCAGUCCAUCAAGACCGACGUCCACAGCCCCCUGAAGUACAGCCCUGGGGCCGCAGCCGAUGGACAAACGCUGGCUGGGACCAAAGUUUAA